AUGAUUGGUGGUCUAUUUGUUUAUAACCACAAAGGUGAAGUUUUAAUUUCGCGUAUAUAUCGUGAUGAUGUGAGCCGAAAUGCUGUCGAUGCUUUUCGAGUUAAUGUCAUACAUGCGAGACAACAAGUUCGUACACCUGUUACUAUAAUGGCGAGAACUUCUUUUUUUCAUAUUAAGCGAGGGAAUGUUUGGAUAUGCGCCGUCACAAGACAAAAUAUUAACGCAGCUAUGGUUUUUGAAUUUCUCAAUAGAUUUGCUGAUACCAUGCAAUCAUAUUUUGGGAAAUUAAAUGAAGAAAAUGUUAAGAAUAAUUUCGUCUUGAUUUAUGAAUUAUUAGACGAAAUUCUUGACUUCGGUUAUCCUCAAAAUACCGAUCCAGGAGUGCUUAAAACUUUUAUUACACAACAAGGUGUACGAACAGCGAGUAAAGAAGAGCAAUCACAAAUUACUUCACAAGUGACCGGUCAGAUUGGUUGGCGACGUGAAGGAAUUAAAUAUAGAAGAAAUGAAUUGUUUCUCGAUGUUAUUGAAUAUGUCAAUUUAUUGAUGUCUCAACAAGGGCAAGUUUUAUCAGCACACGUUGCUGGAAAAGUAGCGAUGAAGUCUUAUUUGUCCGGAAUGCCUGAAUGUAAAUUCGGCAUAAAUGACAAGUUAACAAUUGAAGGAAAAGGGCGCUCAGGCAGCGAUGAUCCAUCAAAAACGACGAGGACUUCCGUUGCAAUUGAUGACUGUCAGUUUCAUCAAUGUGUAAAACUUACCAAAUUUGAUACGGAACAUGCAAUCAGUUUUAUACCUCCAGAUGGGGAAUAUGAAUUAAUGAGAUACCGCACGACAAAGGAUAUUCAGUUACCAUUCAGAGUUAUUCCGCUAGUUCGAGAAACAUCUCGCAACAAAAUGGAGGUAAAAGUUGUGGUUAAAUCAAAUUUUAAGCCAUCACUUCUUGCUCAGAAAAUCGAAGUGCGUAUUCCAACUCCACCCAACACAAGUGGUGUGCAGUUAAUAUGUAUGAAAGGCAAAGCAAAAUAUAAAGCCGGUGAAAAUGCAAUAGUUUGGAAAAUUAAACGAAUGAGUGGAAUGAAAGAAUCUCAAAUAUCUGCUGAAAUAGAUCUCUUAAGUACAGGCGCCGCUGAGAAGAAAAAAUGGAAUCGUCCACCAGUCUCAAUGAAUUUUGAAGUACCGUUUGCUCCGUCUGGUCUCAAAGUUCGUUACUUAAAAGUGUUUGAACCUAAAUUGAAUUAUUCUGACCACGAUGUCAUCAAGUGGGUUCGUUAUAUUGGCCGAUCUGGUUUAUAUGAGACUCGUUGUUGA
This is a messenger RNA of Dracunculus medinensis (Guinea worm), 1308 nucleotides long. The record is from the annotation of a GenBank genome assembly. Lineage: Eukaryota; Metazoa; Nematoda; Chromadorea; Rhabditida; Dracunculidae.